AUGGCCUCUGGUCCCCCCUUAGUUCCACUCUCUGAGCUUGAUUCCCCUUUCCAGCUCCAGGAACACCUCAAAGCCUCCUAUCAUCACUUCACGCAGCCCGCAGGCUCCGAUAACAUUGCACCGAUAACCCGAGAAAUCGCGCGAGAGCUGGCGGAACCCCCAGCGGGCGUGGAACGGUCACUAUGGCUAUAUGAGUUGUGCCGGUUCCUUACCAUGAAAGCGAACAAUCUUGUUAUUGCCUUCUUUGCCGAAGACCCACCAUGCUCGGCGCAAACAUGUCCGGAAAUGCGCGCUUCUGAAUGGCAAUAUCUCUGUGCCGUUCACGACCCUCCGAAAUCCUGCUGUGCAAUCGACUACUGCUGCCAUACGCUCGACUGGGCAACGAAUGUUCUCACAUCACCUAAAUUUUUCCCAAGCCGACUCACGCUCGGUUCUGAUGCGACCGGAGGGCCUCAGGCCAGCAUGAGACAUCUUACCAAUGUUUUCCGACGGGUAUAUCGAAUAUUUGCACACGCUUGGUUUCAACAUCGGGGUGUUUUUUGGCAGGUUGAGGGGCACGAUGGCCUUUACGUCUUUUUCAAAACAGUUUGCGAUAUCUACAGCCUUAUUCCCGAUGACAGCUAUACAAUUCCUCCAGAAGCAGAGGGUGAAGAAGCCUCUAACACCGAUGCUGCUAGCCAGAACCAAGGUGUAAACAGAAGGUUGACUAUUCUACGCAAGGAUGAUCCAGUAACUGUAACACCUCCCAACAGUCUCGAGGAGCCCAGCGCAGGUUUGGCCGCAGCAACUACAAGGCGGCAUCGACAUUCUCCGUCAACUGGGGUGGGCGUUACAACGAUUGCUGAGGCAGCAGAAGAUGACGAUUUAAGCAGGAACACCCUGGGAGUUACCCAGCCAUCCAAAGAUUCUAAAGUUGAAAGGAAUGAGAAGGUUGAAAAAAUAGUGGAAGAACUAACUGAGGAACCGGAGCCACUGCCAACAAACGAGGAGCAAAAUAUCAUACCCGAAACCGUACCCAUGAAAGACAGUGAAACGACCAAGACAGAAAAGCCAGCUGUGGUAGAGGAAGCCACCCCAGCACCUUCGUUGCCCGAAGAAGUGGUGGCGGAUUCCGAUAAGGAGCCAGUCGAGGAAGCUCCUGGGUCUCCUGGUCCAUCCGAGCCCACCACUUCGAGCAUAGAUGAAGAAGUGAAGGAGGACCAGACAACGAGUUCAGCUGAACCACAGGCAGAAGAAGGAGAAGAAAUCGGUAAAUCUCAAUUGCCACAAAGUACUGAAACUGGAGAGGAUGAGCAGAAGUCCGCAGCCGAACCUAAAGCCCCUACGGACGCUAGUGUUCCAAGCGAGGCGCAAGUUGAGCCAACCAAGGAAACCAAAGAAGUCGGAGAAACCAAAGGGAAUGAAGCUGAGGAGCUAGAACCCAAAGCAUCAUCCUAA
Messenger RNA from Microsporum canis CBS 113480, 1437 nucleotides. Its product is annotated as Mob1 family protein. Gene Ontology annotation, cellular component: cytoplasm. Bases 1 to 1437 code for a protein of 478 amino acids. NCBI's taxonomy places the organism in Eukaryota, Fungi, Ascomycota, Eurotiomycetes, Onygenales, Arthrodermataceae. The record is from RefSeq and is a predicted model, not a curated record. The transcript is spliced from 2 exons.